ACAAUCGUCACCCAGCCAUCCAGUGCUCACCUGCCUGCGCUACAAUCGCAUCAAUGAACACAAUCACACUCUUCGGUUGGGCGGACGAUAAUACUAGGUGCACAUAUCAUCACGCGCGAUAACAGCUCAAUUGGACUAUUGCUACUGAUACUACCGUGCCCGAAGGGGGCAGACAAUCAGUCAAAUUCGAACAGUGCACGAUGGCUAAGCUGAAAAAGAUCCCCAAAGCCGAAUAUUUCAGGAUUGACCACGAUGCCAACAACCUUCAUCGAGUUGAUCCACGAUAUGGAUUACUGAUAGUACUGUUAGUGCUAGCCGGUGGUGCUGUAUCGAAUUAUUUCCUAACUCAUCUGCCAGACGCUCUGACGAUUGCCGAUUUGGAACAGUAUCCGACCACGUUCAUUGCCGAGCGCGCGUGGAACAAUUUGAAAAGCUUCACUGACUUGGGUCCACGGGUCGCAGGAACGAAAGCAAACGAUGAGCUGGCGGUUGCAAUCUUCAAACGGGAGAUCGAAGCCAUACAAGCUACGAAACAUGCUGACCAGAAGGUGGUCACGGAGAAUCAAAUCGUUACCGGAGUGUUCAAUUUUACCUUUUACGGAACGUCGAUGACUACGAUUUAUCGGAACGUGCAGAAUGUGGUAGUCAAAUUAGUUGGUGAAAGUGAGGAUGCGUUACUGUUAAAUUGUCACUUCGAUUCGGUUCCAAGCAGUCCGGGUGCCAGUGAUGACGUUGCUAGCUGCGCGGUGAUGCUGGAAAUUUUACGAGUUAUGUCACGCACUCCUGAACGGAACAAACAUUCAAUUAUCUUUCUGUUUAACGGAGCGGAAGAAACGUUGCUGCAGGCGUCCCACGGGUUUAUCACGCAGCAUCCUUGGGCAAAGCAGGUUAAGGCGUUUCUGAAUUUGGAAUCUGCCGGUUCCGGCGGAAAAGAGGUACUGUUUCAAAGUGGACCAAACCGUGCUUGGAUGGUGGAUAUAUAUGCCAAAACGGUGAGAUAUCCGUUUGCGCAGGCAAUGGCGGAGGAGUUGUUUAAAACUGGCUUGAUUCCGUCGGAUACGGAUUUUAGAAUUUUCAGAGAUUACGGUGAGGUACCUGGAAUGGAUUUGGCUCAUUUUUUGAACGGAUACCGUUAUCACACCAAGUACGAUUCGUUGGAGUACCUGUCGCUGCCAGUUCUGCAGCAUACCGGAGAUAACAUGUUGGCCUUGACACGAGGCAUGGCCAACUGUGAGCACUUAUCAGCAGCCGUCGACGAACAAGGGUCAAGCGCUGUUUUCUAUGACUUUUUGGGCGUCUUUUUCCUAAAUUAUUCUUCUUGUUUAGCUAAGCUUAUCAACACAAUGGUGGCGUUGCUGGCCGUAUUGAUACCAUAUCUUGGUCUAUCAAGAGUUACUGCUAGUCGGGAUAAUAGGUCAAUAUGGAAAGAGGUAUGGUACGAGUUUUUGGCGGUUUUAAUCGGUACUUUGUUGAGUCUAGCAACCACAACAGUACUUGCGCGUCAGAUGGAGGCUAUGGAUAAACUCAUGACGUGGUAUAGUAACCGCUGGCUAGUAGUGGGGAUGUACUGCGUCCCGGCGCUUGUAGUACACAGCUUGGUGCAAAUGUUUUUCAAUACAUAUUUUGAGAACAGACAGACCACACUAACCACCGGAAUGAUAACCCAGUCGAAAUUGAUAGGCGUCAACGUAUUCUGGAGCAUCGCUAGUCUGUCGUUAACUUUUGCAGGGUAUCGCUGUGCGUACAUCUUCAUGAUCCCUCAGCUCUGUUCGUUACUAUCAUCCAUUACGAACGGACUCCUCGCCGCACAACGCACCAUUCGGAAGUGGAUCGUAAUUCACCUGCUGUUCCAAUUCGUAACGGUAGUAUGGGCGUCUUUCUACUACAUCGUGUUCGUGAAUCUGUUCAUUCCCAUAACCGGACGAUCUGGACACGUUGUAAAUCCGGAUUUCAUUAUCGGAACUGUUGCCGGGCUGUGCGUAUUGCACACAUGCAGCUACCUGUUCCCCUUGUUGACUCUGGUCAGGAAGCCAUCUCAGCUAGUAGCGAGCUUCUCUACAUUAGCAUUGCUCACUCUACUCGUUGCAUGCCUAACGCCCAUAGGAUUCCCAUACCGGGAUGCGACAAACGGAGAACCAACAACUCAAAGGCAUAUUGUAACGCACACAUUACGGGUAUUUCACGACGACAUCGGUCUGGUAAAGCAUACGGAUAACGGAUUCUUGUUUGAAACAAUGGAUAGCAAUGGAGCCCGAACGUUGAGGCAGUACAUUGCAUCCGAUGAUAGCUUCUCGGCGAUCGAAAAGAUGAAGUCUUGCAAGAGUGAACUCUUCUGCGCUGUACCGUUCGAUGCUAUGUGGCGACAGAUGCACUUUGAUCAUUUUUGGCAAUCGGCUGAAACAGCACCUGUAAUACACAACAUGUUCACACUGGCUUACGAAGGUAAAGAGCAGCUCAGUGAUCGUGUUCAAAGAAUCAAAUUUAAGGCGGAGGGAAGUUUGCAGUCGGCGGUAUUCGUCGGACCAAAACCGGGUGUAAAAAUGAUCGCAUGGAGUCUACAGGAUGUGGUGGCUCCUCCGGUAACAUUCAACGGUCAGCAAGGAUUCUUCGUGUAUAUCACGCAUGGCGUUCCCAGUGGACCAUGGAACAUUACUAUGGAUUUCGAGUGUGAAAGCGCAGAUCAUGAUGGAUUUUUGGCCGAGUUUGGCGUGGUGACAAAAUUUUGGGAGUACCACGAAAUGCAUACCGCAGAAUUCAAGAGACUGCUGGAGAAAUUCCCUCCGUGGACAAACGUCAUUCCAUCGGUAGCUGUUCUGAACAUGUUCGUAUUGUGAGGCUGUGUGCGUUAUAAUAAAAUGUAGUUUGGUUACUUUUAAUCGCACUUUG
This is a messenger RNA of Topomyia yanbarensis, 2886 nucleotides long. Its product is annotated as endoplasmic reticulum metallopeptidase 1-like. The transcript is spliced from 5 exons. Gene Ontology annotation, molecular function: metalloexopeptidase activity. Gene Ontology annotation, biological process: proteolysis. Bases 201 to 2834 code for a protein of 877 amino acids. NCBI's taxonomy places the organism in Eukaryota, Metazoa, Arthropoda, Insecta, Diptera, Culicidae. The record is from RefSeq and is a predicted model, not a curated record.